CUACUGUAUUUAAUACAAGGUUCUGCCAUGCCUGCUGUACCUGGAGAUGCAAUAGCUGCAAGGAAGAAGAAAUCUUUUGGCAGCAUUCAUGAAGCAGUCAAAGCAGGUGAUGUGGAGGAGCUUGAGCUUAUGGUGAAAAGUGGAGCCAGUAUUAAUGAGGUUGAUCCAGUUCACAAGUUCACCCCUUUGCAAUGGGCAGCACAUUCUGGUAGUUUGGAGUGUCUGCACUGGUUGCUCUGGCAUGGAGCUGAUAUGACUGAUGUAACUCCCAGAGGCUGGACAGCUGCACACAUUGCAGCGAUCAGAGGUCAAGAUGCUUGUAUGCAGGCCUUGGUAAUGAAUGGCGCCAACCUAACAGCAAAAGAUGAUCGGGGCUGCACUCCGUCACACUUGGCAACUGCUCAUGGACAUUCAUACACGCUUCAGACUAUUCUUCGCAGUGGGGUGGAUGCAAACCCAUCAGAUAAGAGCGGUUGGAGAUGUGUUCACUAUGCUGCCUUCCAUGGAAGGCUGGGCUGCUUGCAGCUGCUGGUCAAGUGGGGAGCUCACUUGAGUGAAGUGGAUCAGAAUGGCAACAUACCAGCUCAUCUCGCAGCAAUGGAGGGCCACUUGAACUGUUUUAAGUUUCUUGUCUGCCAAGGGGUGAGCGUGACCCACGUAUUAGGAGCCAGGAAUGAUCAAGGAGAAACCCCAAAGGAUCUGGCACAGAGAUUCUACAAGGAUAAUAUAGUGCAGGACAUUAUGGCCAUGCAAUAUGAACAAAAUCACCCAGAUAAUCAAGAAAAUGUUGCAUUUCCUGCUCAUGUAAGUGCAUUCAAAGGGGAUUUGAAAACUCUCAGACAGUUAGUGGAAUCUGGAGUGAUCAACGUCAAUGAGCGAGAUGACGGAGGCUCCACCCCCACACAUAAAGCUGCUGGACAAGGACACCUUGAAUGUCUGCAAUGGCUUAUAGAAAUGGGAGCAGACCACAAUAUCAAGAACGAUGCUGGAGAGACAGCAAAGGAUGUAGCAAAAAGGUUUUCCCAGUUGGCUGCAGUUAAACUCUUGGGAGGAGGUCUGGAUGAUAAUUCUGAUGAAGAGCUCAACAAAGAUGAUCCUAGCUUCUUUGACCAGCAUGGUGUCGAAGGCAGCACAGACAGUCAGGGUGAUGUCAACUUGAAUGCCAGUCAAAAAAGAGAGGCAAGGAUGAGGGCCUACCAAAAGAUCGAACAAUUUGAACAUUUAUUGGAAGUUGCAAAAAGUAACUACAAACAACUUGGAGGUUUGCUCGAGGAAGAUCAACUCAGACAGAAAGAAGAGAACGAAAGAGACAGAAUGAUUCAAGAGCUUCAGGCCCAACUGGAGUAUGAACGUAUCCGCAGAGAGAAGCUGGAGUGUCAGCUGGAUGACAGUCGAGCAGAGAUCAGUCACUUGAACCAGUGCCUGGAAAAACUGAAGGUUUCUGAUGGCUCAGUGGAAGAUAAUUUCCAAGAGCCAGUUAAAGAGAAGAAAAAGAUCAAGAAGAGACAGGUAACCAAUGCCGGAGGGGUGUUUAUUCGCCGGAUCCCAGAUAGGAAUGUUUUCAAGGGGAAACCUCUCUAACACGGCAGAAUCCCUUUCCUCAGGUCUCUGGUAAAGUUAUGACAUCCAGAUCACCUGUGAAUAAGUUGCUUUUCUAAAUUGUGGCUAAUGUCUUUUAGAACCUGAGUCCUCAAACUUAUUUCUAUAUCAGGAUAUACUACAGGAAAAUAUACAGAAGGCAUUAAAAUUUAGCCACAUUUUGCAUUGACCAAAUUUACCAAAUGAUCACAAACAGGAUUUGAAGAACUAUUUGCAACUUCUGGUUAGAACUAUAGAAAGGAGAUUUGCAAUAUUGCGGAAAAUGCAAAGUGGAGAACAUGCACGAAGGUGUUUUGCUCUCUAACCUCUUUGUGAAGGAAAUGACAUCAAUGCCACUUGUUGCGCAAUGUGCGGACAUUUCCUGUGCGCAGUGCACAAUGCACAGUUUAUAUUGUGGCCUCUGCAUACAGGCCCAAAGAUUGGACCUAGGAUUAUAUGAUUGCCCUAUUGUAAACAUCAAUGUCAUAAUUCGCAGAAAUGUGGAGGUUUAAUCUGUAUGUGAUCCAUUUCCAAAUCAGUUCUUAUUUAAUGGGCUUUACUAGGCCCAAAUUCGACCUACUCAAGUCCUGUAAGACUAUUUUUGGAUUGCACGAAAAUAUAGCACAUUCUUAAAUUCAGCCUUGGUUUAGAAGCUGGUUUUCCAUAGCUUUUCCAAAUUAACACUAAAUUUAAAUAUGUUGAUAGCUAUGCACAAUCUUAAGACAAAAUGGUUUCAUAGGCAAAGUCCUUAGUGAAAUACCUACUGUUUGGGUUUACUUUGAGGAACAUUUGCAAAAUAGAAUUGCGUCUUAAAAUUCAACUUACUGUUUGAUUGAAAAUGUUUCAAAAUGUCAAUUUAUUAUUUAUUUCACAAACCAAAUAUGGCCUAUAGGAAUGAUAAUGAUUGCUAUAAUAAUUGUCAAUGUGUUGUGAAUUCUAGUGCUAAAUAUUACUUGCUGCAUUUGAUUGUAGUGCAGAAACCCUGCAAGGUUAAGUUGGAGUGACAAUCCUUUUUGUCAUUAAAAUAGAAGAUUUGUGAUUUCAUUUGCACGUUUUGAUUAAAUGGUCCUGAUUCCUUGUAAUUCCUUAACUUUGAGCUAAAAGCAGGAUUUCUUCAUAAGCCUUGAGUUGAAAAUAGGAAUUCUGACAGGAAAACUGGAGCAGAGUUUCUGUGAGAUUGCCUGAUGUACUCCUGAUUUCCAGAAAAAAUGUCCAUUGUAUCUCAAACUCCCAUUAAAACAAUCUUGUUUGAAACCA
Molecule: messenger RNA, 2835 nt
Organism: Callorhinchus milii (elephant shark)
Lineage: Eukaryota; Metazoa; Chordata; Chondrichthyes; Chimaeriformes; Callorhinchidae
Product: ankyrin repeat domain-containing protein 42
Exons: 12
Coding region: 28-1581 (517 amino acids)
Molecular function (GO): protein binding
Source: RefSeq, a predicted model, not a curated record